AAAUACAUACACAUAUACACGCAUAUAUGAUGUAAACAUCUAAGCGCGGGAGAUUUGAAAAGCGUUUGAAAUGACGUCAUCGAAUGAUUUAGUCGAUAUACACGUUGUACUGGGAUAAUGAGAUUCUCGAAUGAAAUCGAAAGUUUUUCGAUAACUCCUCGACGAUCGUAGAAUUGUGAAAGUAUUAAUAUCGAUCCCGCCUACGAAUCAACGUCAAUCACAACGAUCCUCCAUUCAUGACGGGAGAGGAGAACGUAGUAGCUGUUUUUUUUUCGCGUGCCGCAAAUCGAAUUGCCUUAUGUCAGGGGAAAGCCAAGGUAGGUGAGGGAUAAUGACUCGCAGGUGUUUCUUACGAAAGAGCGAGCUCGAUUGAAAGCCAACCGCUGCUGUUAUACCUAGGUACAUAUGUAUUAUGUGCAUAUAAUAAAUUAUACGUACACGCGUCGCUAAUGUCUCGCGAAACUUUCGACGAAUUAAAGAACGCCUUCUCAUAGAAUCUAUGCUUCAUCGUCCGGGAACGAGAGCCAACUUUCAUUUAUGAAAAAAGAACUAUUAUAAUUACGACGCGUCGCGUCGAAUUAAAAAAACAGAAAAACUUCUUGAAGAAACUUUCGUACAUGUUCGUACAUAAUUAAUCAUUAAUGAUAGAAUUUUUCAAACGCGUAUGUACAUAUAUAUAUAUAUAUAUAUAUAUAUAAUAUUGAAUACGAAAUCGCACGACAUUCGUCGAUCAUAAAUUCUUCGCGAUAUUCAUUCUCCGUUCGACCGAAGAGAGAGAGAGAGAGAGAGAGAGAGAGAGAGAGAGGGAGAGGGGCGGGGAGAGAAAGAGUGAAUCGGCACGUGAUAAAAGCCAACAAUGACGAACGGCGCAUCGCAUGUUAUCGGAAGGUGUACGUCUAAUGUCCGUUUUACGUAAGAAGGAAAGAUGUUUCUCUUUCGUAUACCUUUCAGGGAACGUCCGCUUUGGAUUCGCGAUAAAAUGUAUCUCGAAGCGCGAUAGCGGUAAGAUUUUCUAUCGUGAAUCCCACCGAAUGCCGAAGCGUAUACACCGAAGCUUGGUGUCCGUUAUACGUGCGACUGAAAUGCUUUCCAAGAUUUACGAUCGACGGGAGAACUCCUUCCUUCGAGAGGGCAUUCGUCGUGACGCAAUUACGCUCGGGCGUAAAGAUAUCUCAAGGAAUAGGAACGGCGAUUCUACUUUUCCGACGAAAGGAACUUGAUCGAUUCGUAGAUCGAGCUAGAUCAUUAAAUUUUCUAUUUCGAUUUGUUCGAAAUAGCUUGCGCUUUGAUAUCAUCUACUUCGAUAUUAGAUAGGAUUAAUUUUGAAUCGGAUGAUAGAAAUAAUUGAAUAAAGAUUACGAGCGUUAGGAAUAGCGCUCGGAAAAAUGCAUCGAUUUCACGUAGGACAAUGGGUUAGACUUUCUCUUCUCGGGAAGAGAAUCAUUGUCGGUUUCGUAAUCGACGCAAGAGAAUCUCCGUUUCCGUUGGUUCCCGCGAAAGGAUUCCUGGAGGAUCAUCGCCUUCCUCCUUCCUUUUCAAGUGUCUAAUCGAGCCUAAAGGCGAAGCAACACGAGUUUCGCCGCAGGCAUAGGUCGACCUAAAUCCCGAGGGCGACGACGAUUGGCCGAGCGACCGUUUGACCUCGAACGACUAUCCGCUUCGAAACUGCACCGGAGAAGUUUGCAAGCAACGUACCGAUUAACUAGUUCACAAGUGCAGAGAAAGAAGAAACCGAAAAUGCUAAAAAGAAAAUAAAAUAAAAUUUCGAUGUCGAAAAGAAACGAAUAUAGGAUGAUCUCUUGGAAAAUUGUCCUGACACUGCAAAAAAAUGGUAACUACUCGCAUUGCUAUUAUUGAUGCAUUUAAUGAGAAUUCGUUUUACGUUGGAAAAGAAACGGUUGGUUCGGUUCGUAUCGAACAAAUAGAUGAGAAUCACGCCAUUUAUUCACGGUAUACGAUUACUACCCACUGGCGACUACUUCCUCCGUUAGUCUCAUUUCGCACGAACUAUUUCGUCCAUUGUUCACAAAGUGAAUUCAGUCACGAUGACACGAAACUAUUGCGACGACUCAUUCCAAUUACACCGUAUCGAUAUAAUAUGUCUGUUAGUAUCGACUUUGUAUGUUCUCCGGCUAAUUUCUGUCUAUGAAGAAAAAUCAAAGAAUUUGCGCACUUUAAUAAAGAAAAAAUAAGAAAGAUUAUUGGUUCGUUGGUAGAACUUUACGUUACUCGAUCGUUAAAUCUAGAAAGAUUUCUUUUUUAAGCCAAUAAACGUCGAUUCUCAUCGAUCGAAAAGUAAAAAGAUAUUAGCUCGAAUUUAAUGCGCUUAUCGACUUUAAAGCGUCGUCGCGUCGCGUUCCCUGACGAAAAAAAAAAAAAGAAAAAUAAUAAAAAUAGAAAGAAACGUUCCGCCUCUGCCGUUGUCGUGGACUUCGUUCUCAUUGCUGUAGCGUUCCUAAGCCUUAUUAUUUCCAGUUAGCGUGGCAACACUUUCGAUGAGCGCAUCGUUCAACGCCGAUCGAUCGGCCUGUUACGGUCUUCCAAGCCGAGCCAACGUUAAGAUAAUUGACUCGUAAAGUCGAAGAAAUGCCUUUCGAGAUUGUCACUUUACUCUUCUCUUAUCUUCUUCGUAUUCUCUCUCUCUCUCUCUCUCUCCCUAUUUUCUAUUUGGCUUAGCGUCGUUUUUCCGACUGGACUAGAUCCGGACAAGAUCGAUGAAAAUUACUCCAAGAGUAAAUACGUUUGAAUGCAUGAGAGCACAAAUUACAUCUCACCUUCCAACAUCGAAUAAUAAUCGAAAGGAUAAUUGCACCAGGCGUGAACGCGUCUGCCGAGAAAUCCAAGAGGAUUUCGUAACGACGAUGAUGCGGAUAUUUCUAGAUUAAAGGCAAGGCGUCAAGAGAGAGAGAGAGAGAGAGAUAAAGAGAUAUCGAUCGAUCUAUUGAUCCGAUUAACCGCAUCGGAAAAAGCGCAUCUUCUUCUUCGAAGCGCUCUUCUAGAUUAAUUAGUCCCGUCCCUUAUAAGGAUACCUACUCGUCAUAGGCGAGAUCGAUGAAAGAUUCAUGCGAAUGCAAGUAGGUACCGUUUCUUGAGAAACGAGUGGAAAAUCCGGAAAAAAGAAAAGAGAUAAGGGACAAGCGUAAACACCGAGCCGAGGUUAAAGAGACGACUCGAUGUCGAUCGAACGGUCGCGACCUAGUUUCCAGGUUCGAUUAUAUAGCCUCUUCCCCACCUUCGUACUACCAGGAAUCGGUACUAUGGAAUUUUCAACUCGUAAAAACACACACGCGCACAAGCUUCCAUGGAAUGUGUCCCUCGACACAAUGGCCAACUUUGAUGCCUCGUUGAGAUUAUUCUCGCGCGCGAAUAUUUCCUUUCUUUCUAAAGAAAAAUGUUAACUUCGACUUAAUAUCGAGAAUUAGUAAUUAUCGACAAAGAGAGAGAGAGAGAGAAUAUGAGCUCGCGUGAUUCUAUUGUCCUCGAAACAGUCGCAUCCGAGAUAGGACGAUGAAAUGUGAGAUAGACGGAUGCGUCAAAGAUUCUUCAUCGUGGAAAAUGUUCUCUCCCGGAGAGAAUUAUUUCUGCAAGAACAAUUUCCAAUCCUUCUUAAUAACCAAUGUCGAUUUCGCUCGGGUUUCUAUUCUAUUACUUCUAAUAAUUUUAAUACGAUUUAACUUUUACGACUAUUCUUUAUCUUGCAUAAGUAUCCGUAAAAGUAGAGUUUCGUCAUAUCAUUGAUCCUUCCGCAAAUAAGCAUGGUGCAUAGACUCGAUCACUUUUUACGAUAGACCGAGUUGUAAAACUUUGCGAACGAUAUUAUAUAGUUCCAGGCUAUAUCCUUUGAAAGAGCUAAGAAAUCGAUCGUGGUCUAAAUUCGUCUCACCUUGGUGGAUAUCGAGUUAUCGGCACAUUUUCGACUUUAGGUAGUCUAAUUAUUAUUGAAACUUUUAAAUUAUCGCUUGCUGAGUAAGAUGAAAUCGACGAAUAAUAGUUUUUCCUCGUUAAAAAUAGCUUCAUUUUAAAAACAAAUUGCGGGAGAAAAAUUUAAAAAUUUUCGAUAUCCUUCGAAAGGAUAUGCCGGAUCGUAAAUAGAGAUAAGUGCGUGGACGUUCUACGUUCUCGAUGAAAGGAAGGCACAGACGCACGAUCUCUCACGUAAAGUAUAAACAACUUACGUAAGUCCGAUAUGAUUAUGCGAUUGAUUAUCAUCGAAUAAUAGAAAGCGUAAAAGACAACGACCGAAAAGUUGUUUGUUACUUACCUCUUAAAAAACAUACGUAUACGUUCAAUGGAGAACGACAUAACAUGAUGAAUGAAACAUAAUUUCUACUCUAUUGUUUAUUUGAUACAUUUACUAUCGGACGUUAAUUGUAUUCAAUAAGAAAGAAUUUAAUGAUAUGUAGAUUUACAUGACCGUAAAUUAUUAGCUCUUCUACGCGCGUUUAAAUUUAUUCGAAUACAAAAGAAGGGAACUUGCGAUUCGAGUAUGACACCAAGAUCGUAGAGCGAAUAGGUACGUUUAGGGUAGAGAGAAUAAACGAUGUCGUCCUUAUCUCGAAUGGUUUGUUCGAUAUCGUUUAUCGAAAGGGGUAGAUUGUAAGCAAUAAGUCUCACGGGAGAACGAUCGCGUUCCCUCCUCUUUCUCUUCCUCCUCUUCUCUCUUUUGCACUCCUCGGUUGUUUCCUACGUGAACGACUAAAUAAACAGAGUGAUAUACGCGGGAGGGUGGAAGCCUUUCGAGAGACCGAGCGUGUUACUAAAUUUGGAACAAGGCUCAUACCCAACGGCGUACGUUCCCGUGCACGGGGUGGUGCGACGAGUGUGUGCAAGCGGAGCGACCUAAAUACGAAGGGAACGACGAGCGUGGACGAUGCCGGGUCACUUCCAUGAAGCGGCAGGACCGAAAUAGUUCUUCUUUGUUCGCGUGAUCGCCGCUUCUGCGAACGUUCUUCCAUGUAUCGCGAGAAAGUCAGCAGCUUCCUCUCGUUAACGAUUCUUCCAACGAGAAUGAAAGAGCUGCUGAUAUCUAUCUGAGACGGUCCGUUGAUUCUUUGUUCGUACGAUUGAUUUAUCGUUGGUAACCAAACACGCGUAAACUUGACUCGCCCAAUAGCUUCCUUCGCUUUUCUAUUCAUCAUUUUUUACCUCAUUUCUUUCUUCCGUUAUAACAAUAUUCUGCAACAUUUAACAAGUGCAACGAUAUUAUGAUUUCUAUGCUUCUACGAAUUCAUUGUCAUUGUCUCACGAUCUUAUAAUUUGCAAGUAUUGUAUCGUACUCGAACGCUAACCAUCGAAUACCAAUAGUUUAUUGCAUGUCUCUGAUGUUUUAGCCCUUUCUCGCGUCCUUGACCGAGAGAAACAGCUAUGAAUGGACGGAGAAAAAGUUGGAGAAUGCGGACCCAUUGAAACGCAUCGUUAUAAUCAGAUGCACAUCUCGCAGGAUUGCAACAUGUUACAAGUGAAUAUAUAUAUAUAUAUAUAUAUAUAUAUAUAUAUAUAUAUAUAUACAUGUAUAUGAGCACGCACACACACGUGCGUAAGUAGGCUCUCGGACCUUGUCCGUCGUCGCAAUUCGCUACGAGAGGAACGCAUUGUUUCCAAGACAGUGUCCCCUUCUUCCAAUAUGCAGCUCGUAAUCGUAAAUCAAACGCCUAUGCUCGCUCUUCUAGCGUAACCUGUUUGAGAUUGGGUAACGAAAGUUUCUGCGAUUGAAUCACUGUCACGUCUGCCGAGCACUUAACCCUGGAGCAAUGACGCAUGAAUGAAAAUCGCAAAGACUAGAACGUUUAAGCUUGCACUCUCUACAAUUUAUAUAUCGAUACAGAUUUAGAACGACGAUACUCUUAUAUAGCUAUAAUUGACGACGCUGAUGAAAUUGACAUCCAAGUCGACGUACGAGUUAUUCCGCAAGUUUUAAAACAAAAUUAUAGCAAGUUCUCGUGUCGCACGAAUGUUUUAAUUAUCUAAAUGCAAAUCCAAGAAUCGUCGAGUCCGAGUACCAUAUAUCGACCUUUCGAACGAAAUAGAACGUAUUUACCGAGAUGACUCAUCGUAAAAUUGAACGGAUUUGAGCCGAGUUUACGUAGCAAUCGUAUAGCCACGACCGAUAGCGAAGAAAUCGUGCUAGCAACGUAAACUCGAGAUUAAAUCGAAUCUAGGCUUUGCAAAGUAAGGAGAGCGCGUCCUACGUUAUUUCUCAGCACCGUACUUAAAUAAAAAAAGAAUGAAUCUUUCGACGACCAAGACGGCGACAUUCGUGGUGGAACCACAUAGCUUUCUUCGACCGCUCGGUCACGUGUUCCAAGGUGAAAUCGCGACGAACAGCCGGCGAACCCGUUUUCUCUACAUACACGCGCCUACGUGUUUACGUUGCCUUUAACAUAUGCGAAGAAACACGCAAAUGACGAAUCUUUGGCAAAACAAGCGAACGAGCCUGGAAUAUAGUAACAAUGACGAUGACAACACAUCCGGUUCUUUUUCCUGGCGAGAGAGAGAGAGAGAGAGAGAGAGAGAGAGAGAGAGAGAACGAAUCCAUUCGUCUUCCACGCUUCUUUCUUUCUUAAAAAAUACGAACCUACCGCGAGCGAGCGUCGCGCCACUUGCGAUUGUGCAUUCGUUCGUUUUAACGUGAAAUUUAACGAUUUUCAAAGAAACCAUCGGAAUUAGAGUCGUGACAUUUGUAAAUAUGUAUUUGCCAUUAAAAAUUAAUGAAUGAUAUCCAUUACCAUUAAUUUUCAUAAUUCGAGAUUCUAAUCGUGAAUAUAAUAAAAUUCUAUAUCCCAUAACAUUGUUAUAUUUUUAUCCGUGGAUACAUCGUAGGCAUGCUGGAAACGAUGGCUCGAGAUCGUAUCGAAGCGUCCUCGUCUCGACGAGGCUAAACGAUCGCGAGUCAAAGCUCAACGAGCGCGCAUCAAUUUCGAAUAAAUUUGUCGCUAGGGAAACAAAGGAAGGACCAUGAAAACUCGACGAGUUGACUCUUCGUACUAGAUAUUAUAUCGCGUACAUAUAAAAUAUUUAUAUGCAAGAAGAUCUGGUUGCGUACCAGCAGAAUUACACGGUCCGCUCGUGCUACUAGCAGCGACGAAGAGCGUGGACACGCGCGAGCAACCACAUUAGGCGUGUGCUGCGUUAGCACGUGGCUCGUUCCGUUGGCAGUUGAAUUACGUAAGCUCUCUGAGCCAGCUGAGGACAAUGUCAAGGCUGAAAAUCGCACUGCCGUGCACUGUUUCCGUCUCUUUCUCUUACGUGCACCCUUUCGUUUAUCGAUCUCUCUUCGACGAUAAAGCGAGCGGGGGGAUACGUUAGGCUUCGUUUCUUCGUUCCGAUAACGCGAGAAACACAAAGAUGCUGGUUAAAUGAUUUCAAGGACGAAACUAGCACGACUACUCGUUGUUUCACCGUUCGUGCCAAGAACCCCUUUCUAGAUCCGAUAGGCACGUAUUCGAAGCUACUUUUUUACGAUUUCUUUGAUAUAUAUAUAAGCAUUUUAUAUAUAUAUAUAUAUAUAUAGGUAGAUACGUCAUUACUUCUGGCUCGUAGACGCGUUAAAGAGAUUUUCUUACUAAUAGUCUCGACAACGACGCUGACGCUAUGACACGAUCUCAAAGACCGGACGUAGGCUGAUUUUCGCAGGAUUCUAGGUGUCGCCGUUGGCACGGAGUACCGUUAGAUGUAAUUGCGUAAACGCGGAGGCUUCCCAUGUACGCCUACGUUGACGUGCCCGAAGAUAACACGCGAACGUAAGUAGCUCGGCUGUAAGACGAUUUCUAAGGUCUCCUCGAUUCCAUCGUAAACUCGAAAGCUACUUUACGAGAGAAAAGGAAAAUCUUGCUCUUUAAUCUCCAUCUGUUUCGCUUUUCUUACGACUUUGAAAAACAAAACAAAACAAAACAAAAGAAAAAAGAAAAGAAAAAAAGAAAAAGAAAAGAGGAAAGAUAAAAAAGGUUGAAAUUUCUCGAUCGUUCGUUGUUAGUUGGGAAACUAACGACGUACUACCUGCGUAUACAUGUGUUUAAUAUCGUUAUUUUGUUACAUCAACGAGUUCAGGAUACGUGCACGUGACAAACCUGUUUGCACGCGUCAGGAAAGUUCUCGAAUAUAAUUGUAAGCUGAUGUUCGUGUCACGAGAAAUAUGCGAAUCAUAUAUCGUCGAACUACAUAUUAUCACGAAAUUUAAAAUUUAUGUCGCUCGUCGAAAGCAAAACGUUCGUAUCGAGGGUAAACACGAUUCUCUUUUUCCUUUCAUCUCCAUCCAUCUCUUUCGCUUUUCUAUUCCUUUAGCAGGCCUGCAGCUGUCGCGAUCUUAUCGGUGUUAUUUUUAAUGACAUCACUCCUCCACGAUCGAAGACCGAGAGAACGUAUCCUUGAGCUCACACAACGAGUGUAAGAGUAAAGAGAGCGUUCUUGUUUUCUUCCAUGGUGCCACUGUGUCUGCUAGAAACGUUCUUAUCUAUCGGUGAUUAGCGUUCGCAAAAAAAGAAAAAGAAAAUCCGCCAUUCGACGUAAGCUUUGAUCGUACGAGUCCACGUCGAGACGAUCGACGUUUGUAAGAAAUCUCGAAGGUCAAAUUGAUAUCGGUGAGACGCGAAAUCUGAGAUCGAGAUUGGUCAGGCUUCUUAAUGCGUUCCAUUGUUCGAAUCGAUCUUAUAUAAUUCCGCAUUCAUCUAAUAUUUUUUCCCAAUAUUAUUCUAAAUAAAAUAUAUGUAUAUAUAUAUAUAUAUAUAUAUGUGUGUGUGUGUGUGUGUGUGUGUAUAGUAAGGAUUAACAUUCGUACUCUUUUAUUAAUGUUAAGACAUGAAUUGAACAAAGUUUGCAAAACACCGUUGACUCUUGUAACGCGGUAAGCGCGUUAAAUGCAACGAUAAAAGACAAAGAAUCUAUGUUUGCACACGCUUUACGCGUAUGUAUUUUCCUUUAAUAUCUUUUCCAUCGCAUAUUUGUAGGAGGAACAAAGCGUGCUCUUGUUUACGCUCGAGUAAAUAUCCACCUGCGAGAGGCGAGAUUGCUAUUUCGAAUGGCGGAUAUUUCCGUCGUAAAGCGUGCUACUCCGAACGAAAGGAGACUAUUUUCGUUAGGAGAAAUUUAUCGUUGUGGCCGCGACGAAAGUGUAUAUCUAUUUCGAAAUAUUUGCAGAUAGAUUCGAAGAGGCGAAUCGAACCGACGAUAUCACGAAUGUGCCUUUCUCUUCGUCCUUAUCGUUCUUCAAAGUAUACAACUAACACAGAACGAUUCUUAACAGUUGCUUUCAAUAAACGUAGCGAUAAGAAUUGCAAUCCGUACUAUUACAAGUCGGUUCCUCUUCGCGUGCGUGCUCGUCUCUAUUCGCAGUUACGUAAAUUCAAUCUCCGGCUUUUCGCGCGUGCGCGGAAAAGGCAAAAGGUGACUGUGUGUGUUUGUGUGUGCGCGCGUAUAAGAGAUAGGUGGUAAUACAAGCAAAGCCCAUUUUACGAAAGGAAUUCGUCUCUUUUUUAUAUGCCGAAAGCAAAAUACAUAUGAUCCGAUAUAUGUACCUACGUAUAAUAUUUUUCUUUUGGUCUUCUGGAUUUCACGAGAUCGCAAAAGAUACUCCGUCGUUGUAAAUAGAACAAAAAAGAAAAGAAACUUAUUUGCACGAGGACGCGUCUUAAACAUUGACGUAAGUAGAGAAGAGAAAGAGCAUUAUAUGAUCCUACGUAGUACUUUUACGAUGUGAAAUCAUCUUUGUAGGUGCAAAUGUGAGAUAAUUUAUGAACGAAAACCGAACGAUCGUAAUCGAUUCUCGCAGGACGUUUCCGCGUUUCGCGGCGCAAGAAAAUGGAGGAAUUCGUCCUAGUCGUAUCGCAAUCGUCGAAAGCGUCGAAGAAAAUGGUCGACACUUUGUUCGUCGAUGCGUAUGCGCGUGGUAUAUAUCUCUAUGUAUAGUAUUUAUGCACGUAGACGGGUUUGCGAGUAUGUAGGAAAUACGCUGCCGAGAGUUACGUAAACUCUCGAUACUUGGAGCGCGCGAAGAAGCGAGCAGUUCUACCAGCUGACUGACUCGUUCUCUUUGCCUCGAGGCCACUUUCCAGACGAGUCUGAGGAAGGUAACCGAUUCUUACCUGGCAAUACGUCGAUGAUAUAAUCGAUUUCGCGUACGUACUUAUCGAUCGCAAUGAUCUAAUUAACACCCGAGUUCUUUCCGUUUGUAUGAUAAAAAUGAAGAAAAAACAAGGAAAAAAAAGAAAGAAAAAAACAAAGAAAAGAAGAAGAGGAAUAGGACAGAGCGAGUUUGAAAAAAAGAAAAAAAAUAUUAAUAGCUAAUAAUAUCUGAGAUUAUCAUAAAGGAGUAGCGAAAAAUCCUAUCACGUUGAUCGAUCCUGAAACUUUCUCUUCUUUUUUAGAGAAAGACUCUAAAGACUCUAAGACCUCUCAAGACGGUCGCUUGAAAGGAAAACUUUUAAAAGAAUCGAAGAGGAUCAGUUUAUUGGGAGUAGGUACCUACUCGUUCGAUUCUCUCGCGGGUCGAUCAUCCCGGACGAAAAUAAACGAACGCCUCGAAUCUUUGCCAACUGUACCCUCAAGAGAUUAAGGCCGUUGUCUCCUACACGAGAAACAUUCUAACAGCUGUAAUUCGGCUGGUCGAGUGGACGAAGAGGAGAAAGAUUUGUGGAAAUACACCGGACGUCCCGGCGUCGUCGUCGAAUUCGAUAUCUGCAAUAAUCUAUAUAAUAAGCUCUAUAUACGCAAAGAUUUAUAUGCAUAACUACAUAAAUCAGAAUCAUCGAUAUCGCAGACCCAGUUAGACUCUCUAGGAUAAAUCGUUCAACGUUAUAGAUCGUAUCAGAGAUUUCCUUUUGUACAAAGACGUCCUGAAAAACGGACAGAAAUAGUAAUCUACCCGAAUGCACCGCACUCGAUUUAAUUGACUGUCAUCGAACAAGCUUUUCCUUGUGUACGGUGUAAAAGAAGCUCGUAGAUUCGUAGAUAGGAGCAAUCAGAGCGAGAAAGAACAUCGGAAAAACAACUUAUCUUAGCAUCUUUCCAAUUAGUACGAAUUAGUCACGCUAAAUACAGAGAUUUCGAUCUAACAACGGAGUAUCAUGAAAUUUUCAAUACAAAAGAGGAAAAUCUCUCCUUAUGUAAAACCAUUUUUCUCUGUCAUUUCUCAUGCGAUCCUACCAAAAAAUCUAUCAGGAACGAUCGAGGCGUGCAUUCGCAAACCAUUUCGAACGUCCCAAUGCUCGCUAGUCAUGCAACGUAGCUGGAAAAUUCCGCUCGCAGCGAUGUUUCAAAACUGAUUCGCUUGGAGUUACGAAACAUGUCGUUUGUUGCAAUAACGAUUGAAAGAUUAUACUCGUUGCGAACGAUCGGCCAAUUCGGAAAUUUUCUUCAUCGUUCUAAGUAUUCUCUUAUAAAAAGUAAGAGAAAAAUACCUCUGGGCUAAACGAAGAAGAAAAUUAUCAUUGUCUGGCUGUGAUAUGUCGAGGUAUAAGAGUAAAUUUGUUAAAUUUUGCAGAAAAUAAAAAAUGAAAAGGAUAAAUGAGAGUAAAGAGAAAGAAACUAAUAGCCUUCGCAUUCGAAGCACAUACGUGAUUUAUGCCCGAAAGAAAGGCAGACAAUAGGAAAAUAUUAUUCUGGCGAGUUAGAACGAGGGAAUCGAUUGUAGUAGGUCGAAGCAGGCGAUUUCAUGAUUAUGCGCUAAAAAACAAAAUCGUGUAAUUACACGCGUCAACGUCGUACGAACACGCUUCUCUCUCUCUCUCUCUCUCUCUCUCUCUCUCUCUAUGUCUACAAUCAUCCUCCUACUUUGGAAGGUACGCUUGCGACAAAAGAUAUCGGCUAAUGUCGCUCGGGUCUAUCUUUGGUCUCGUUAUCGAGCACUCUUAAUAUAGUCACUAUCAUUUAUUAUAAAGUGGAACAGAUCCAAGUAGCGUAUUCAUAAAAAUAUUAACUCGUGUACAAGGGAAAACGUUCAGGAAGAAGGAGAACAAACUUGAUAAACAUGAUCGAUUAAAAAAUAUUUCUUACUGAUCGUCUAUCGACGAACAGAAAAAGCUGAGCCGAUCCCAUUUAUGAUAAAUUUUUAAAUGCGAACGAAAGGAACGUUAGAUACAAGUAACUUCAAUUACGUUUACACACUUUGCCCUGUAUAUGGGUACGUAUACGGAUAUGAACACAGAGUCUAAUUUAAUAGCACAGAGGUGCGCGGCUUCGUUGGUUUCGAUCUGUACGCUUACUUUCUCCAAGCCGAUAAGAAAUACGAAUGUGUUCGUCCAUCGAGUUCGAACAUCGUGCUAGUUACCCUAAGAUGUUUUCCAUCCUAUGCCGAGAUAGGUGAAAUAUCAAAGAUACUUAAUCGCGAGGAACGCGUGCUCUCUCGAGAUCCGUGCCAAUUUCCGGUCAUUGGACAAGAAGCACGAAUCCCUCGAUGUUAUGUAUAUAAACGCUAUUCGAUAUUAGAAAGUGAUCGGGUCUUUUCCGGACGCGAGUUAACUACUCGUUGGCUGGCCCGGGAGCGCAGCCGGGCGUGCCGAGAACCAAGCCGAGCCGAGCCGAUCGAUAAUCCGCAAGGAAGAGGAUGGGGCUCGGAGCGUGAGCGUGCAUACUACUAUCUUUUUUCUGCUCGUUAGUUAGAAUGCCCGAAGAGAGUCGGGGGUGGACCUUGUCGAUAGCGGCUUUAAACGCGACAAUGGAUAAACAUUUAUACAAGAAUAUUCACGUUGUACCGAUUAUUCUUGUCGUUCUCACGUAUCCUAUCUUGAAAUUUAUCGAAACGAUAAAAUGAAAUAAAAUGGCAGAGAUAAUAGGACUAAUGUUUUAUAAUAGAAAAAAUUCGAGACAGGUCCAAGAUUUCGUUUAUCGAAGGCCGAAUGGUAUCGCGUGUUACAAGUCGACACAAGGUUUUCUUGUAAUAAAAGAAAUCGGAAGAGACGGAGCUAAAGAAACGCUCUUGUUUUCGAGAGAGAGAGAGAGAGAGAGAGAGAGAUAAAAAGAGUGUCGAAGUUGGCAUACCUCCAGAUCGUUGUUUCUCUCUGCACACGACAGAGAGAAAGGGAAGGAGAAGUUCGUCCAUGAUCCGGAAGCAGAGGAGGACGAAGAAAAUCGAUCGGAAUAAUAGAAAGAGAUUGAGCGGGAGGGAAAGGAGUAGUAGGAUUCGCGAAGCUACGAAUAGUCGUUUCGACGAGGGUACUCUGGGUCGAUGUUCGAGGUCACGAAUGAGAAGGAAGGAUGGAUGGAUGGAUAGAUGGAUGGAUAGACGAACGGAACGAGUGGAUGGAUAGGUCGAUCGGAGGAAACCCUACCUAGCAUCGUCUAUUUCCCGUUAACCGCGUGCUUGUAAAUCUUCGAGAGACGGCGUGGUAGACCGAGAUAAGGAGAUGAAGUGACUGAAUUAUGACGAGAGAUAGAAUAACAACGAUGGAAAGGUUUCGAUCGGAUGCACGGUUCUAACCUGAUUUUUCCAAUUCGAUAUUGCAACGAGGGAACUGAAAUUUCACUCGCUCGUAGAGAUAAUCGAUAGCGUUCUUAAGACGGGCGCUUCUAUCAAUUUCUGCUUCUUCUUACCGUUUGUUCGUCGGCUAAUAAAGACUAACGCGUUAACGACUGAACGUUAUGUAAGAUUCUAUUAACUGGAUUGAGAGUGUUCAGAGAUAACUUGAGAAAAAUCAAAGGAUAAGGAGGAACGAAAGAUAAAAUUUAGGACGGUGGGAGACGACGUUAUCGAGUGUUUGCGAGCGGUGCGAAAGUCGAGACGAGCAAUGGCGCGCGGAAUCGGAUACGAAAUCGCUCGAUCGAUCCCUCCUCUUCCCGACGAUGGCAAUGCGAUGAAGCGACGGAUGGUGUGUGUGUGUGUGUGUGUGUGUGUGUGUGUGAGAGAGAGAGAGAGAGAGAGGGACCAGGAGACGAGGAAAUAGAGAAAAAGAGAAAAGGAGAGAAGGAGAAGAGCGGGGCCUUCUUUUAUAAACGCAGGCACUCGACGCGCGAGGAAUGUGCUUGGCUGGCUCGAAUAGGUGUGUAGGUACUACGAAGGCCGCCGCGGCGCUUCGCUCGGCACGAUCGUGAAAGUGCAUCGUCACAAGGUGCCGGUGCAUAAUGGCCGUGCAGCUUAUUCCACUGUAAGCGCGCAUCGAUGACUACUGCCGGCCGCGAAAAAUACUUUUUAUCCGAUGUGCCAGCCGCACGUUUCGAUACCUUUGACGGGGACCGAUGACGUGAAAAACGUCGAGAAUUUUCUAUUCGCUAAGUAACGAUAACGAGCGUCGAACUUACGCAAUUGUUAUCAAGGAUUUUGCUUUAAGAUUUGUAUGGUAAUAAACUUGUCAAAUAAAAGGCAUCUAAUACGGGAAAAUAAACGAACGUUAAAAAAGAGCAUUUUAUUUUUUGACAUCUCCUUUGAAAUAGGAUCGGCUUUUUUAUUUGCACCUAUGAGAGAGAUUAUGAAAACAUUCUUGUAUCGCAACGCGUGAUAUUUAGAAACGCGAAACGUCGCGCGAGACCACUCGCGUACCGAGCAGAAAUAUUAUUCGAUAGUCAUUUCUACGCGUGCUAUUAAAAGCGUAAACAUUCCUACAUUCGAUCCAUCUCGAAAAUCCAUGUCCAAAGAGCCCGAUGGCCUUUAAAAGCGAUUCUCCUAAUCGAAUAUUAUCAAUCAUGAUCGUUUACGUGGAAGAAAUAUUUGCCUGUGGAAGAUAUUAAUAAACCAUAUCGAUAAUCUAAUCUCUUAUUUCGGUGGCUCAUUCAUGAAAUAGUUUUCGUUACUAUUACACGAGACAUCGUCGAAUUGCUUCUUAAAAACGGACGAUAACCGCCUAUCGUUGAUGUUUUCGUCAUCCACUGACGCGUUUUAUUUUUCUCUACGUGCAUCAUCGUUGCUGACGUUUCUUCUAAAAAUUUAUUUAGGUCAACGUCCAUUCACGAUUCUCUCUCGGCGACGCCAAGGUCGAAUCUAUCUGCAAAUACACGUUCUUUCUCUUUUUUACUCGCAUUAGCGAGAAAGAGAGAAAGAUUUUCAAGUUUUGAUCGUUCGCCUCGUUGAAAUCUCGAGUCAGCUCAAAAGCCGAUCGCGUUUCAUUCCUUGGAAUUCUCGCACGUUGGUGUCGUGAGAUAAGGCCGUUCGGCCGUGAUCUUUGAGCGACGGAACGCGAUCUUGCAUGCGAGGAGGUGAAGGGACAGGGAAGAAAAAAGAAACGGCUCGAGGGGAAAGAAGGGGCGCGGCUGUUGAAGGGUUUCUGUGAACAUGCUCGCGCUCGACGAUCGUUCGACGUUUUAUUAUAACCUGUACAUACGCACAGCAAGAGACCGCUUGAAUUGGCUCGUCGUCGAACUUGCAUCGAGAUGCUAAAAUUUCCACGUACCACCGGGGAGGAUCGAAGAAUCGCGGCGAGUAUCGAAAGGAGACGACAAAUAGAAGAAGAAAGAAAAAAACGUAUCUUUAAUCCUCGCUUCAGAAAUAUCGGAAUCGACAAGGAAUUCUUGGAUCGACAAGUGGAGGAAAAGAGACAGCAACGCGAGGAAGAACGCGCUAAGGAAUGCCAGCUAGACGAGAGUCUUGUACGCAGCAGCAAGAUAGCUUUGCAAUUGGAAAAGGAACAAGCAGAGGAAAAACGACGAAUAAACGAAGAGAUCGAAGCGUUUCGUCGACUCCAUCAGAGACGCGAGGACCGUCGGGAUUACGAUCUUUACGAUCCGGAUGCUCUGAAGACGUCGCUACCUUGUCGAGUCAGUGACGAUGAUCCACGUUUGGGACUGGCCUCGGCCCAAAAAUUCGAAGGCGAGGAUUACAACUUUCGAGAACAAGAUCGAAUGAAGAAAGAGGAAAUGCGUUGGUGGGUCGAGAAGCAAAGGAAGGAACGCGAGAUGGCGGAAAAGGAACGAAAGGAUGCCGAGAAAGCGUACCAGGAAGCCGUUGUCUCGAGGGACAAACGUGCCGUCGAGUUGGAAAAGUUGGAGCGAGAAUGUCGUCGAAGGUUGACCGAGGCCAACGCGAGUUUCAACAGGGCAAUGGCGGAGGAGCAAGAACACCGACGACUUUGCGAAGCCGCUCAAGACGAGGAGGACAAGAAGGCGGAAAUCUACAAUCACGUGACCGGAGAUUUCCUGACGGAAGCCCCCGAGCAAGCGGAGAGCAACCGUGGACCGAAGAAACCGCUCGCAUCGCGUUACAAGGGCAUGACGGCCGAUCAACUCAAGGUCUUCAGAGAUGAGCAAGCACGACAAAUGGAGGAAAUCCAGAAAAUGAAAUUGGAUGAGAAACGAAUAAAUGUGGAAUGGGACCGACUGAUGAACGCGCACGCUCAAACUGCCGAGGCUUAUCAACGUGAGCUCGAUCGAAAGAAGACGGAACUCAAUAAGAAGAUCGCGGAGGAAAACUUGAGGCUCGCCGAGCAACAAAAGUCUUAUCAGGAGUAUUUGAAUCGCGUCGUAUAUAAGAACAAACCAUCCCUUGAAUAUUUCUUGCAGUUCAACAAGGGAACGCGUUAAAUGAAUUAUUUCCCUCCUGGAAUAUGAAUUUGAUUAUUCUAUGAUUUUUAUCAUUACCUCAUUAUCCAUUCCGUUUUUAAUCGACUAAAUACAUAUCUCGUCUCGUAUUUCUCUCCAUUCGAAUGUAUCUUAUUAAAUCCAUAACUUUAUGAUAAAAUAAAUUCGAAGAAGGAGCAAACCCGUUAUUUUACGGAAUUCUUUCGAGGCGCCUUCUUAAAAAAAAAAAAAAAAAGGAAUUCGCAUUUCAUCUCUUUCGUUAUCUAUGUUUGUUUUCUAUCUGUUUGAAGAAAUUUGCGUCACAUAUAUGAUUACCACGAGAUUCUAUUAACUCAUGCAUACGCUUUGUUACGCCGUCAGUUUCAGGUUAACGAACAACCAAGUACGCACACACUUGGAGGGAAAUUAACGAUAAUGAGGUUUCGUAAAAAAGUCAAGUUAUUCGCAAAUAUGCUUGGUAAAGCACUUGAUAGAUUUUUCGCUUAAACAGAUGCAUGUACCACCGGGACGGGUUUUGUUAUGGCAAAUUGUUAUGCGAGAGUAUUGUGACAUAAUCCGGCGGCAUAUAUAUAUAUAUAUAUAUAUAUAUAAGAUAUUCACGUUAUGCUGCACGCGGUUAUAAAUGCGUUACGUAGUCGCAAUGGACACGCGCGCGCGCGCACAUGCCUGCCUAUAAGGUACAUACAAUAUACAACCGGUGUCUGUUCGCGCGAAAUGCAGUACGAACUAAAAUGUUUGUGAGUAAACUCGAGCGAUAUAAUUGAUGGCAAUUGAACAAUUCGAAGAGAAACGCUAUCCUUAUCUACUUCCUAUAUUAUCGUCGCUUAUUAGCGACGCAUAAGCGUUAUCUCUUUCAACGAGUCGUAUUCAACAAAUUGUUUGUCCGGCUCGUGUCAUUUGCAUUUGCGAGAUAUUAAAUCAAAAGGAAAAGAUAGGAAAAAUUUCGAUGAUAAAGAAGAAAGAAAUGUAUCAUAUAGAUGUGCACAAAUGUG
This is a messenger RNA of Vespa crabro (European hornet), 17426 nucleotides long. Its product is annotated as RIB43A-like with coiled-coils protein 2. The transcript is spliced from 8 exons. Bases 15292 to 16437 code for a protein of 381 amino acids. The record is from RefSeq and is a predicted model, not a curated record. Lineage: Eukaryota; Metazoa; Arthropoda; Insecta; Hymenoptera; Vespidae.